Molecule: messenger RNA, 966 nt
Organism: Prorocentrum cordatum
Lineage: Eukaryota; Dinophyceae; Prorocentrales; Prorocentraceae
Source: the annotation of a GenBank genome assembly
AUGCGCCGCCGCCCUUGGUGUUCCAGGUGCCGCAGCUCCCGUCGGAGUCCAGCCCAGCGGCGGGGAGGCCGCGCACCGGCGCCCGUAGCCGCUCCCCCGGCGAGCGCGGGGCCCUGCAGGUCGACGACCUCUCGGACCGCUUCGUCCGCGCCGCGGCGCGCCGCAGGCCCUGCCUCGAGCAGGGCGGGGGCCGGACCACCCCCCGCCGCCCGUCCCCAGGAGGAGCUGGACGUCGUCGAGGGCAACAUCCGGCAGGGGCUGAUGAGGCUGUGCCUCGGCAAGGCGGCACCGUCGCGGGAGCGGCGGCAGCUUCCCAUCAGGUCGCAUGGCAGGCACAAGCCGCAGCCGCGCCGCGUCACCCUCGACAAGGUGAACCCCGUCGGGGAGUCGGGGGGGCGCAAGUCGACUGUGCCCUUGUGGAUGAUGGGCGCCGCCACCGAGGAGCAGGUCAUGCAGGUGUACGCCGUGUACCGCGAGCUCCUGGAGCUGAACGGGCGGCACGCCGACAUGCGGGCAGGUUGCAACGUCGUCGUCACCGACACGUUCCGCUGCCAUCAGAGGGACCAGAGAGGCGUCCAGGGCUCCAUCGGGCUCCUGCCCAGCCAGUGGGAGGACGGCCUGGGGCCCGGCCGGGGCGUCAAGGAGGUCAACUCGCACAACUUGAGGAAGCUGUACCCGAGUCGGGAGAUCAAGGUCGGCUCUACCGUGGUUGUCAACGAGUCGUUCAGCUGCGAAGACCCCGCGUCAGACGUCCCCGUCCGAUUCCACAAGGGCCUCCACGGGGUCGUGCAGAAGUUCAACGCGCGCGGGCACGCGCUCGUCUCCUGGGAGGGGGGAGCCGACGACGCAUGGAUUCCCAAGACCGUCUUCCCUUGCCAUUGGCCGGCGGCUUGUCAUGGAAAUGAACGUCGGCUGCUGGGUGGUCCUCAACGACACGAUACCAUACAGAUACCCGCAGAAGUGUGA